AAUAUAUGUAGGAGGCGGAUAGAUUCAGACUGGAUUUGGUUGGAUGUUGGUUUGUUUGCACUAAAUGUGGGGGAAGUUGGGGCAUGUUGUUUCCUUGACUUGUAGUUUUAUCUGGGACCUUGUGGCUCAUCAAAUAAUUACCAAGAUAAAUGGAAGGGAAGUUAUUACAUGUUGAAAAAUAACAAAGUUAAAUGUUUAACACCAUGUAUUUCCCUAUAUUAGUAGUAGUAGUAGUAUUAGUAGUAAUACUGAAAUUGACUGUAUACACUUAAUGAAUGUUUUUAGAUUACAUUUUUCAAGUGUGUGGUGUGUGGUCUGCCAUCUGUACUGCACGCUGUCUGCGUUCAAGUUCAAGCCCCCCCGCCCCAUGACCUUGCAGGCUAAGCCACCUCAUUAACCGCUCAUGUUUACAUGCUUUGAGUGUGCAACGCUUUCUCUUGGUAAACCAGUUUCACUCAGGGCGAAUGAAUGGACAGUUUACCAAUGCACCUUCAAUGGGACUUUAUCCUCCUGCAGAGAUGGCAAAUUGUGAGAGAGAUGGCUAUUUUUUGGAGAUUGUGGUUCACAACAACAUGAUUUAUUUCAGGACUGGUUCAUUGACAUCUUGUAACAUAAUCUAGUUUAUAUUCCGAACACAACUGUUAAUUGCAAGCAGUAAUGUCAGUAGUAGAGACAAUGUAGUGCCUCAUGUACUACAGUAUGUACAAUCUGCAGCAUAAAGUUAAAACAAUUCCCAGAUGUGCAAUGUGUGUUCAGUGGCAGCUAGCUCAUACAUAAUUCAGAUUUCUGCCUAUUAUUAUUUAACAUUGGCAAUAUCAUAACUGUAAUAUAAGAUAAUGCAUUAUACUGUAACAUGAUUUGUAAACUGCAUCUUACACUGUAUAUGAUAGAAGUAAUUUGUUAUUGUUCUUUAGAGACAUCCUAUUAGACACAAGGUUAAUGUUCAUCUGUAGUUCAGGUGGAGCAGAUGGUGGCAGCGUUAAGGGAUUACAGUAACUCCUUUUACAGUCUGCAGUCAGUCAGUGAAGUUCGGCAUCCGAUUAUAGUGGUCCGUCCUCCAUUUUGGGAGGAGGGUGGAGGCAGAGGAGAGGAGCCGGCUCUGAGUCACAUGUGCUCUGUGCUACCGCUGCAGCUGACCGGAUACCUGCCUCGGCUGUCUGGACUGCACAAACAGUGACUGUGGGAGGUGUUGUGGAUGCAGGGGCUACGCAGCUCUGUGAGAACACACCUUAGGUAUCCAUUCAGUUUGCCAUGCUGAUUACAUGUUGGUAUUUAUACCUCGCAGCUCGGAGCAUCGCAGAAAAAUCACUGAGAAUGGCCUCAAUUCUGCAGAAGCUGAUCACCCCGCUGUUCAGUGGUCCUCCUGAACCCCCCAGGAAUAAAGUGACAGUGGUGGGCGUAGGCCAGGUUGGCAUGGCCUGUGCUGUCAGCAUCCUGCUCAGGGAGCUGGCUGAUGAACUCGCCCUGGUGGAUGUGAUGGAGGACAAGCUGAAAGGAGAGAUGAUGGACCUGCAGCACGGCAGCCUCUUCCUCAAAACCCCCAAAAUAGUCGCAGACAAAGACUACUCUGUGACAGCAAACUCCCGCAUCGUGGUGGUGACAGCUGGAGUCCGUCAGCAGGAGGGAGAGAGCAGGCUGAACCUCGUCCAGAGAAACGUCAACAUCUUUAAGCACAUUGUCCCUCAGAUCGUCAGAUACAGCCCCGACUGCAUCAUCAUUGUGGUUUCCAACCCAGUUGAUGUGCUGACUUAUGUAACCUGGAAACUGAGCGGCCUUCCCAAGCACCGCGUCAUCGGCAGCGGCACCAACUUGGACUCGGCACGUUUCCGCUUUCUGAUGGCCGACAAACUGGGAAUCCACGCCAGCAGCUUCAAUGGCUGGAUCCUGGGGGAACAUGGAGACACCAGCGUGCCUGUGUGGAGUGGAACAAACGUGGCUGGAGUCAACCUGCAGACGUUAAACCCGGACAUCGGCACCGACUGCGACGAUGAGAACUGGAAGGAAACCCACAAGAUGGUGGUGGACAGUGCCUACGAGGUGAUCAAACUGAAGGGUUACACGAACUGGGCCAUCGGUCUGAGUGUAGCAGACCUGACAGAAAGCCUCAUGAGGAACAUGAACAGGAUUCAUCCUGUUUCCACCAUGGUGCAGGGUAUGUAUGAAAUCAGUGACGAGGUGUAUCUGAGUCUGCCCUGCGUGCUGAACAGCGGAGGUGUGGCCAGCGUAGUCAACAUGACCCUGACAGAUGACGAGGUGGCCCAACUGCAGGCCAGUGCCAACACGCUGUGGGACAUCCAGAAGGACCUGCAGGACAUCUAACUGAACAGCAGGGGGUGCUGUACCUUCCCGACUGGUCACCAUCUACAGUAUUAUCACUCUGCAGUCACUAAACACCAAACAGCUCCAUCUUCCACACCUUCAACCCACUGCCCUCUGUAGAUUAACAGGCGUAUGGGAGUUUAAUCAUCCCGUCAGAUUUAGCUGUAGGUGUCAGUUUGCAUACUUCUGCUCGCUGGAGACCAAAUGUGACAUCACCAGAGUGAGAUGCUUCUCUGACUCAUUUGUCCUCGACUGUGUUGCAGUGUGGAGACCACUCAUGUUGCUUUGAUGUUUAAUAAAGGAAGUUUGUUGUUGCUUAAA
Molecule: messenger RNA, 2640 nt
Organism: Siniperca chuatsi (mandarin fish)
Lineage: Eukaryota; Metazoa; Chordata; Actinopteri; Centrarchiformes; Sinipercidae
Gene: ldhbb
Product: lactate dehydrogenase Bb
Exons: 8
Coding region: 1252-2319 (355 amino acids)
Biological process (GO): carboxylic acid metabolic process
Cellular component (GO): cytoplasm
Molecular function (GO): L-lactate dehydrogenase (NAD+) activity
Source: RefSeq, a predicted model, not a curated record